CUAAAAACAAAAAAUAGAAGAAGCUGCUGCAGCUAAGGACUUCCUCUAAAAGCUUCGCAAGAGUGAGAUGAAUGAUAAGUGGAAGACUAUGAUCUAACUCUUAGUCAGGCUCGGCAUUAGAACCUCACUCCAUCAACUUGCAACAUGAAUCAAUCAGACUCAAAGAGCACCACGGAUACUGAUAUUGAAGAAACGAUUUACACUUUGGUGGAAGUUCUCAUUGCAGUAUGCUGCUGUCUUGGGAAUGCAAUGGUUGUUUUGGCUCUGUGGAAAACAAAAAGCAUCCAGCAACCCACCUACUGCUUCAUUGUGUCUCUGGCUGUGGCUGACUUUCUUGUUGGAGCUGUGGCCAUACCGUUGUCUGUGCUGGUGGAUGGCCGAGUGAAAACUUCAUUUCACACUUGUCUUUUCAUCAGCUGUGUGGUGAUCCUGCUAACCCUAGUUUCGGUUCUCUGUUUGACGGCCAUUGCUAUUGAUCGUUAUCUUCGACUCUCUCGCCCUUUCUGGUACAAAAGGACUGUCACCUGGAGGUAUUCAUAUUCUGUGGCUGCUGCAUGCUGGUUUUUUGCAGUACCACUGAGUUUUACUCCAAUGUUUGGCUGGAAUGAAGGACUGAAUACGUUUAAUUCCUCUGAUAAAUGCAUGUUUAUGAAUGUGAUCACCUUGAAUUAUCUGGUCUACUUUAACUUUUUUCUCUGCACCUUAACACCACUGCUGGUGAUGACUGUAUUGUACGCCUAUGUUUUCUGCUACAUUCGAGAAAAUCUCAGAGAGAAACCAGGCAACGGUGCCCAAAACCAGUCAAAGAACUACCUAACAAAAGAGAAACAGCUGGCAUCAUCUCUUGCUCUUGUCUUGGCUCUGUUUGCGCUGUCCUGGCUUCCACUUCACAUUAUGAACUGCAUCUCUUUAUUCACAAACCAUGCAAAUAAAAUAGCUUUUCAUAUCGGCAUCUCUCUUUCUCAUGCUAAUUCCGCAGUAAACCCUGUCGUGUAUGCAUUUAAAAUAAAAAAGAUAAAGAGAGCAUACAUACACAUCUGGAAACGAUAUACUUAUUGUGAAGCAGAAAGUCAAGGAUCUCAGAGCAGCAAGUCUGAUGUUAUGCUCAGCUGCAACAAUAUGAGUGAGACCAAUCAAAGCUAAAGAAGUUUAUCUGUGAAAAUGUUGAAGCCUUUUUUAUUCUAAUCCAAGAUUUUUAUUAAUGCUGAUAAUGAUGGCGUAAAUAGGAAUAGCAAUUAUGCAUAUAUGAAUAUGUUUUUAUUGAUGCUAAUGACAUUAAUUUAUGGACUGUAUUGCUGUGUAUAUAAAUACUUCUUAAUCGUGACAAUAUUGGUAUGUCUAUGGUAUCUUCAUGUAAAGGUAUCUUCUCUUCUUGAAUUUCUUCAGAUAUCUAUUAAUGUGCUUAUCUAUUUGUGUUGGGCUGUGAUGUGAAAUGAAAGCAUUUUUCUUGUCUAAAGAAUGUCGGUUUUGCAAUGCAACAUCGUAGAGAGUUUAUGCAUUCCUCUGAAUGGAUUAGGACUGAAGGUGCAGAAUUUGGUACACAAUAGGAAAAAAUGCUGCCAAAGCAAGUGAAACCUGCUUAACAAACAUGGUUUUUUUUUUGUCUUUUGAAGCACUGUCAUCAAAUAUUAUGGUAAAUGCUGAAGUGCAAUGCUGCAAUGUUAAGGUUUGCAUCUCAUUAAGCUUCCCUUUUAUUGUUCAAAAAGAAAUGCACUGCACAAUCCGGAACUGCAUUAUUUCUAAACAGAUCUUUUAGAACGCAUUUCAUGAUUUGUAAAACCUGUGUUUUAUUUACGACUGAUAAUUGUAAAGGUCUUAUUUGGUCUUCAGAAAUUAUGUUGUAAGUGAUAUAAGAUUCACAGCAUAACAAUACGUUUUUAUGGGACAGAAAGUAAAUGGAUCGUUCAAAUUUGGACCUAAUCUCAAGUGAUUAGAUCAAAUCAGAAUCUCAGUUUGAUUAUUUUUCACCACUCUGUGAAAUUACAAUAUGUGAAGCCACACAAAUGACAAUUUCAUAGCAACAGAACUGAGAAAAGUUACUUGCCCUUUGCAUAUUUCUUCUUUUUUUUUGUUCCAGUUCAUUAAGCAAUGUUGUGCAUCAGCCAAAUAUAACAAGGGUAAUGUAUGUUGUCUGAACAAAGAUAUCCACAAACCUGGUCAUAUAUAAAAAAGUAAGUGUUCUGUUGCUGAGUCAAAUUUUAUAAAUCACAUCCAAGUCUGAUUCCUGCAGAACCAUAAAACUACUGAAAGAGAACACGUCUGAACACAUGAAGUGUUGAGAUGGGUUCUCAGAAAUGAAUUAUUUAUUACCUGAUCUAAAGAAAUCAAAGAACAGAUGAGAACCAGAGCCACACCUGUGACCCUGGAACGCAGGGAUGUGCAGAGACCUGGAGGGGCAGGAGCUCAAAUUAAAAAAAGGAGCACAUUGAACAAAAACUUCGGACAACAACAACAUAGCAACAACCC
Xiphophorus hellerii (green swordtail) is the source of this 2466-nucleotide messenger RNA. Its product is annotated as adenosine receptor A1-like. Gene Ontology annotation, molecular function: G protein-coupled adenosine receptor activity. Gene Ontology annotation, biological process: G protein-coupled adenosine receptor signaling pathway. Gene Ontology annotation, cellular component: synapse; dendrite; plasma membrane. The transcript has 2 exons. Lineage: Eukaryota; Metazoa; Chordata; Actinopteri; Cyprinodontiformes; Poeciliidae. The record is from RefSeq and is a predicted model, not a curated record. Bases 145 to 1143 code for a protein of 332 amino acids.